AGACCAGAAAGAGUCAAGGCACCCAUCCCAAACAACCAUCAAUUAACGCUUUCAAAUAGUUCUCAUCGAGGACCUCAGGUGGAAGGCCAAAAAGGAAUUCACUCAUGGCAUCUCCGAGGGAAAUUUUCAGCCAUUCAGGACCAGAGCAUCUGACUGUUGUUAACUGGAAUGACCCAAAUCACCGACGAUCUGUUGCUGCUAGCUUGGUUCAGGGAGUGUACAUUCUGGAACGUGAUCGCCAGCAGAACCGCCAAGGGCCUCAAGCUCUUGCUCCUCCCUGGUGGGACUUUUUUCAUUUUCAGUUAGUCCGUGAGCUAGUAGAUAAUGCUGACCUUAUCUUUGGCGCAAUUUAUGAGUUCAAAUUCCCAGCUCCCUACUGUUACGGUUUGGCCCCAAACCCCCCACGAUAUGUUAUUGCCUUUCGAGGCACAAUCAAGGAACCAGACACCUUGUUUCAGGAUCUCAAGUCGAAUCUCCAGUUCAUGUGCAACAAACUACAACAGAGCCCCCGCUUUCAGCUUGCAACGCAAGAAGUUCAAUAUAGGGUUUCUGUAACUGGAGCUGCAAACAUCUGGUUAGCUGGACAUUCUUUGGGGUCAGCCAUGGCACUGCUCGCUGGAAAGAACAUGUUUAAGAUGGGUUGUCCUAUUGAAACAUACCUUUUCAAUUCACCAUUCAUUUCUGCUCCAAUAGAGCAGUUGAAGAUUAAACCGUUGAAGCAUGGGAUACGUUUUGCAAGCAGUGUCUUCGCGGCAGGAGUUGCUUUUGCUCUCAAGCGUCGUCAACAAAGGCAUCAAGAAAAUGACACUUUUGUUGCAUUAUCUGAAUGGGUCCCUUACCUGUUUGCGAAUUCUUCUGAUCCUAUCUGCUCAGAGUAUAUUGGCUAUUUCAAACAGAGGAAGAAGAUGUUGAAUCUUGGUGUCGGAGUUAUUGGAAGACUUGCAACACAGAAUUCAGUAAGGAAUUCAAUAGGGAGUCUAUUCUCAAGUGGGAAUGAUUCAGAACCACCACCACAUCUUCUUCCUUCAGCAAAUCUGACUGUAAAUCCGAGCCCUUCUGAGGGUUUUAAACAAGACCAUGGACUCCACCAAUGGUGGAACCCAAAUCUCUACCUGCAGUCCAACCUACACCAAUUCAGUAACUCCUUUUGUCCUCAAUUGCACAAUGGGAAUGGAUAGACAGCAGAGAAUGUGACUGCGAUAAAUCUAUUGUUCAAGACUGUUUAAUAUGCUUUCUUCUUCUUCUUUUUUCAGAAAUUUCUAGCAAAUGUAUUGAUAUAAAAGGAAAUUAUUGAUUAUAUUAUACAAUGACCAGAACUUUAAUCUUACCUAAGGGAUAAGAAUACUUCGUCUAGC
Molecule: messenger RNA, 1355 nt
Organism: Cornus florida
Lineage: Eukaryota; Viridiplantae; Streptophyta; Magnoliopsida; Cornales; Cornaceae
Product: GDSL esterase/lipase At4g10955-like
Exons: 4
Coding region: 105-1178 (357 amino acids)
Biological process (GO): lipid metabolic process
Source: RefSeq, a predicted model, not a curated record